GGCGCUAUAUUCCGUCUCUCACACAUAGGAAAAAAAAAUAAUGGUGGAUGUGAAGCCAGCGAUGUAAUGAGCGUCGUCAAAAUAAGUUAAAACACCGUGAUAAAUAUAAGUUCUGCUGGUCGAGGAGUAUCUUGCAAAUCAUCAACUUAUUUACGACUGAAUUUAACGUCGUAUUUAUCAGACACAGGGAAAAUGCGCCGCAAAAGCGAACGCAACAAGGGCAAGUCAUCCCCGGAGAAGAAACCAGAGAAGCCAACUCGCAAAUCGACCCGAAGACGUGCAAAAAAAUCUCCAUCGACAUCACCAGAGCGUUCAAACAGCGGCGAUGGUGAUGGUCUGAUACCGGAUAAGGAGUCGAGCGUAAAUUACAAGAUUCAAACUCGCAUGUCAAGCAAAGAGAUACCCCCAGAAACGCUCGUGGAAGAGCCAGAGUCAAAAGUGUCUUCAACCGAUCAAUUGACAGGUGAUGUGGAUGUGGAGGGCGGCUCGGUGUGGAAAGUGGCAAGGGCAGACGCAUCCCCCGGAGAAAUUCAAAAAUUAAAGCUGUGCAGACAGCGCAAUUUGUCAGAGACAUCAGACGUAUCAUUAACGAGAAAACGAAUGAACAAAUGGCAUGAGGGUGAGGGUAUCGCUGAGGAGGCUGACUCUGCUGACGAAAGACCAGCUACGUCCAAUGACAAGACGUAUUCUGGUAAUAUCGCAUUGGCUGAUGAUACCUCCUCGACGACUCUUGAGAGGGAAUCUGGCGAAGAGGUAAGUGAUAGCAAGGAGAUCCCGCCUGAACCUACACUCGACUUGUCUGACGUAAAACCAAACAUAGAUCAAGGACAUGCUGAAGCUGAAGCUGAAGCUGAAGCUCAACCCCAACUACAACCAGAAGCUGAAACCUCUGAAGGAAUUCACGAGGAUCAAGAGCGUUGUCAGAUUCAUGGUGAUGUUGACGUUGAAAAGAAUGUCGAAAUUCCAGAACAGCAACAGUCACAUGAACAGGAUCAGGAACAGGAACGGGAGCGGGAGCAGGAGCGGGAGCUGGAGCAGGAGCAGAAACAGGAGCAGGAACAAGAGCAGGAACAGAAACAGGAAAAAGUACAAGAACAGGAACUACAAGUAAAGGAAGCCAAGAAAUUGGAGGAUGAAUCGAGGACAUCAGAGAAACAAGAAGAGACAGUGGAUAAUGACUCCGAUGUUAAAGAGAAGUGUGAUGAUGUCAAAGAGGAUGAACAGGGGCGUCUGGAAAAUUCUCGUCAGGACGUUGAUGUUAAUCAAGUAAUUGAUUCUAUUCAGGGAGUCGAUAAAAAUCACAGUGAUGAUGAUAAAUGUCAGUUCAAGGAUUCAGGACGGCGAAACUCGGAAAAUUCUAAUGACGAGAGUGAGAGACCCUCGAGGACACGUUCUAGUAGGAGAAAGCAUCGUGAUAAGUAUCGGGAUUCUUCGAAUUCUGAUUCAGGGGAGUCUGAGGAGGAGCAUCAACAGACCAGUCCUAAAAUCAAAAGUCCGAAGAUUGAGGUGGCUGAUGGCGAGGAUAAGGAAGAGUCACAUCGUGAGGAAAGUGUCGAGGAGAACAGAGGAAAGACAGAGGUAUCUGUGGAUGAGGGUAAACAGAACGAGACUGUUUCUUCUGCUGUGGAGAAUAAUAAUAGUCCUGUGAGAGAGGAGAAAGAGGCUAAUGUUGCCAGGCCAGCUAAAGUCAAUUUGAAAAGAUCUUUUACGUCAAGGAUAUCAAUAGAUGAAUGCAAGAAAGAUGAUGCUGGUUCCACGAAUGAUACCAGUCAGGAUAAAGAAAAUCACUCUGUCGAUGAGCCCAAAAGCAUUCCAAAGAGACGUCGUUGGGGUACAGCACUGAGUACAGAUAUGGCACCUGUAUUGUCUAUUUCAACGGAUUCUCUCAAGGCUUUAGUACCCGGUGCAAAACCCCUAUCAAUAAACGAGGUUCGUUUAUCAAAGGAUGAUGAGGAGGAUCGGGAUCGUGGUCGUAAGGAUAAACGUCAGGUGAUGAACGAUGGGGAUACAUUGAAGGCGAACAGCGAGAUUAAAAAUGAUAUUUCAAAAGAUAAUCAUAUAGGAGUACGAAGAAAAAUAUCAAUCGUAAAAGAUGCACCACAGUUACUUUCUCCAAGUCCACCAGUUGUCCAACCCACCAGCAACAUUUUGCUAAUUAAAAAUUUAGUUCGUCCAUUCACUCUCAAUCAAAUAAAGGAACUCUUGUCACGUACAGGAACUAUCGUUGAGAAUGGAUUCUGGAUGGAUAGGAUUAAAUCUAAAUGUUUUGUAGAGUAUGCCAAUGAGGAUCAGGCAUUCGAGACACGACAGGCCCUCCAUGGCAUAUCGUGGCCAACGUCUAAUCCUAAAAAACUUCAAGUUGAAUACUCGGUGAAAGAGGAAAUGGAUAAGGCUAAGGAAUCUUCGAAGGAUCAGCCCCUCUCACGUAAAUUGGAGACAUCUUCAGGGACAGAUUCAUGGCAACAGGACUGGGGACGUGAGGGUAAAUCGAAUGCCGCUGCAACAAAGGUAACUGUGGUGAGAGAAUGGGAUUUAGGUAAAGAGGAUGGUCAACAUCUCUUGCUGAAGGACAAGGAGAAGGAGAAAAAAGAUACGGAUAAGAAGAGACGACAGCGGAGUCGCAGUCCAACACUGGAGGCACAUCUUCCAGCACCAGCGAGGAAAUUCAAGAAGAAAGAGGAUGAACCUCCACCAGCUAAACUUCUCGAUGAUCUUUUCAGAAAAACUAAAGCUACACCCUGCAUAUACUGGCUACCACUCACUAAUGAACAGAUUGUCGUAAAGGAGGAGAUGCGACGACAACACAUGGCCGAGCACGCAAGACGGCUUGAAGAAAUGAGACGUGCUGAGAGAAAUCGUGAUGGUCGUCGUCGACGAAGUCCCAGAAAAUAAAUAAACCUAAAUCCUUCAUUUUUAUUUCUACAGUUUGUCCUUUAUUCGUUUUGUCUGAACUCAAAGAUUACCUCCUAAUCUCUCUGGACGUUAUUAAUUCCCCUGACAAUAUUUAAUUUACUUCACACACGCCUUUCAUUUUCAUUAGUCAGUUGUACAAAACCAAUUUUUUCUUCUAAUUAAUUGAAGCAGUCAAGCGUUUUGUUAGGAGUUCUUUCAUUCGAUUCGAAAUUCAACGCAGGUUGAAAGAUUAUUGAAAUAAAUUACUUUCCUUUCCUACUAACUAGUCCUGACGAUGGAAAAUAAUUCCAAGUUUUUUUUUUUUCAACAAGAAGAAAAAGAUAAAAAAUGAGAUAUCGAGGAUUAUUUCUUGUAUAAACCCAAUAAUAAAAAUCCUGGCUUAUCACCCAUUCUAUCAUUAUCCUGACUCAUCGUAUUCAACGCAUUAAAAAAUCCUUCUUGCAGGUCUUCAGUCAACAAAUGCCAUUCAAAUUGAUGAAUCGGUAUCACCGGUCAGCUGAUAAUGAAUUUACAAUGGAUUGUAGUGUGCACACAACGUGGGAUUAUUAGUGUAGAUAUAACGAUUUGAGAAUUGAAAUGACCAGAAAAUGUACCGGAAAAUGUCUGGGUGAGACAAAGGAGAUGUUAUACAUUUUUAAAUUUGGGUUAACGCCAUUAUCUACGAUAAUAAAAAAUCAAUUAGUUAAGAGAUAGCACGAUAUGAAAGUCGAUGUGUGAUGUAUAAUAACUAUUGAGGAGCAAUAUGUGAAAAAAUUUGUGCUGAGGAACAUGAGAUGAGGAAAACAUAUAUUAUUGAUGUAUUGUUUCAUUUUUAUAAUGACGACGGUAAUGAGCUAGAUUAUCUGUCCUACGGAUUGAAUAUAAACAAGUGUACAGACAAGUGGAACCUUUCGUAUGAAAAAUGCAUCAUGAUAAAAUGAUUGAUUAGUAUUUCGGUUGUGCGAAAUAUAUACACAUUCAUUUCACUGUGCAGAUUAAAUAAUGAAAUCUCCUUGCACUUAUAGUUCAUAUUCCUCUAUGUCUAAAAGUAUCAAAGCAGAAACAAUAAAUACAAUACUGGAAAAUACUUGAAUCAAUUAUUUCUCCUUUUUUUUCCCAAUGUUUGAUUAUUAUUUUUAAUUGAACGCCACGUCUAACUUAUCAAAUAGCUUUUUAUUUAUAUUAUUCACACUCUUAUUCCUACCACAAUACAGUGGUUAUUUGUUUCAUUAAUUUACAAAAGUCGACCAACUAUUGAAUGUGCAUUAUCAUAAUAUAUAGUGUUUUUGUUUUGCUAAAAGUAGGGCAAACGUUUCAAUGUCACGAACAGGUGUAUUUGAAAAAUAAACACAAUACGAGGAAAUAAUGGAAACCUUGUUUUGGUGAUGUAUAGAAUGGGGUGGAUACUUGAAUUAAUGGCCAAUUUGUACAUAUUUAUUUGUUUUGAGUGGAACUGAGAGAUCAUUCGACAUUCACCAGCGUUUAUUUUCUGUUCAUUUUGUGAGAGAAAGGGAAUUUAAGUUGAGGCCUAUUAUUAUUAAUUGAAAAUUAUCGUGAUGUAAUCAUCGCAUUCACUGAAUCGAGACGGUAGAUUGUAUUUUAAUCUUGAAAAUAUUGAUUAAAAUGUCAUCUCAAUGCUGAA
This is a messenger RNA of Fopius arisanus, 4534 nucleotides long. RefSeq names its product apoptotic chromatin condensation inducer in the nucleus (gene Acn). The transcript is spliced from 9 exons. NCBI's taxonomy places the organism in Eukaryota, Metazoa, Arthropoda, Insecta, Hymenoptera, Braconidae. The coding region runs from base 193 to 2892 and encodes 899 amino acids. Gene Ontology annotation, biological process: RNA splicing. Gene Ontology annotation, cellular component: precatalytic spliceosome; ASAP complex. The record is from RefSeq and is a predicted model, not a curated record. Gene Ontology annotation, molecular function: RNA binding.